AUGGCGGAUCAUGCUGAGCCAGAGUCCGAUGCCGGGGUGAAGCAGGUAGACGGAAUCUCACAGAUUACCACGGUCGCUCUGGAAAACGUUUCGAUCCUGGAGAAGCAACCGAUCGUCUGCGAGCUCCCGCAGUCAAAGCCCACUGAAGGCACCAAGUCCAACCCUGCGAAUGCUGCCAUUUCCUGUGGAAUACAGGUCCCCGUAGAGCGCAGGAUAUUUGGGUCCAAAUCUCAGACACAUCACAGUACCGCCGGGCCGGCGAGCUUUUGUUUUCGGGUGGACGCCGAGUCGUGA
Exophiala xenobiotica is the source of this 294-nucleotide messenger RNA. RefSeq lists its product as uncharacterized. The coding region runs from base 1 to 294 and encodes 97 amino acids. The record is from RefSeq and is a predicted model, not a curated record. The transcript is spliced from 2 exons. NCBI's taxonomy places the organism in Eukaryota, Fungi, Ascomycota, Eurotiomycetes, Chaetothyriales, Herpotrichiellaceae.